This is a messenger RNA of Oncorhynchus masou masou (cherry salmon), 308 nucleotides long. RefSeq names its product centrobin-like. Gene Ontology annotation, biological process: regulation of cilium assembly; mitotic cytokinetic process; centrosome separation. The transcript is spliced from 4 exons. Gene Ontology annotation, cellular component: centrosome; centriole. Lineage: Eukaryota; Metazoa; Chordata; Actinopteri; Salmoniformes; Salmonidae. The coding region runs from base 45 to 308 and encodes 87 amino acids. The record is from RefSeq and is a predicted model, not a curated record.
GACAGGAGGAGGAGGGAGAGGAAGAUAGGGUGUUGGUAGAGGAGAUGGGUGAUAAUCUCAACACCAGUGUGGACUACAGCAGCAGACUCACUAAUGGCAGGAGACAUAUCCAGGACAUGGAGAAUGUCAGAGCUCACCUUCAAACCAUGCUGAGAAGCACACCCACAUUGGAGACAGAGGGAGGCAGCAGUGUUACAGAGAGUCCCAACCAGUCAUUUAACAGUGACAGCACCUCACAGCUACUCGGUGGUGGGGUAGGAGGUUUAGAGGAGUUGUUCCCGCGCUAUUCUCUCCUCGUCUGCGCCUGA